Molecule: messenger RNA, 1156 nt
Organism: Bufo gargarizans (Asiatic toad)
Lineage: Eukaryota; Metazoa; Chordata; Amphibia; Anura; Bufonidae
Product: cytochrome P450 11B, mitochondrial-like
Exons: 5
Coding region: 95-1156 (353 amino acids)
Biological process (GO): C21-steroid hormone biosynthetic process; cholesterol metabolic process; cellular response to peptide hormone stimulus
Cellular component (GO): mitochondrial inner membrane; mitochondrion
Molecular function (GO): heme binding; monooxygenase activity; oxidoreductase activity, acting on paired donors, with incorporation or reduction of molecular oxygen
Source: RefSeq, a predicted model, not a curated record
UCAGGGUGAGACAUUAUCUGGUCACUGCGGUAGACAGAAGAAGCCAUGAGAGACUGAGCCCCUGCAGGAGGAAAACUACAGAGAGCAUCGCAGGAUGGAGAAGAAAGUCCUGAGACAGGUUGGCUCAUGUCUGGUGGGACGUGGUUCUUGGGAUCCUUGCAGCUUCCUCUGGACAGGGAGGUCGCGUAUGUCCACGGCUCCGCUGGUCCAGGAAGCCACCUCAGAUGUCACCUCCAGCAGCUCAGUUCUGCCUUUCCACUCCAUCCCCAGCACCGGACGCAAUGCCUGGUUCAACCUCCUCCAGUUCUGGAGGAAAAACAAUUUCCAGCGCAUGCACCACGUCAUGGAGGAGAACUUCCACCAGCUGGGACCAAUAUACAGGGAGAACUUGGGGACGCACAGCAGUGUGAACAUUAUGCUUCCUCAGGACGUUGCCCGACUCUUCCAGUCUGAAGGUGUCUUUCCUCGUAGGAUGACCAUCGAUGCGUGGGCGACCCACAGGGAGAUGAGAAACCACAAAUAUGGUGUAUUUCUGCUGAAUGGGGAAAGCUGGAGAUCUGACCGAAUCAUCCUGAACAAGGAGGUUCUGAGCAUGGCUGGGGUCAAGAAGUUCAUGCCCUUCCUGGACGAGGUCGCCACAGACUUCAUGUCCAUGAUGAAACGGCGACUAAAUAAAAAUACCAGAGGAGCCCUGACUGUGGACCUGUACGCGGACCUCUUCAGAUUCACACUAGAGGCCAGCAGUUAUGUCUUGUAUGGGCAGCGUCUUGGACUCCUAGAGGAAAAUCCAAAUCCAGAAUCACUGCGGUUUAUUAGCGCUGUGGAGACCAUGAUAAAGACCACCCUCCCGCUGCUCUACUACCCCCACCAGCUAAUGCGGCUCUCGGACAGCGGUGUAUGGAAUGAACAUAUGAAGUCCUGGGAUAUUAUAUUUGAGCAAGGACCACUCUCCGCCCUGCCGGCCUCCCCCACCUCUCCAGGACCACUCUCCACCCUGCUGGCCUCCCACAUCUCUCCAGGACCACUCUCCACCCUGCCGGCCUCCCCCGGCUCUCCAGGACUACACUUUGCCCGGCCAGCCUCCCCCGGCUCUCCAGGACCGCGCUCCGACCUGCUAGUCUCCCCCAGCUCCCCAGGACCACUCUCCAGCCCCUGA